CCCGGAAGUCGUUUUGUGUGGAUCCUGCUUAGCUCAAAUCCUACUGAGUGGGAGAGCAGAGCAGCUGUCAGAGGUGGAUGAGAGAGAUUAUCCACGACUCACCGCUACAGGCGCUUCAUGCGAAGCAAGUAGUUGUUCUGGAAAAUGGGCAACGCUGAUUCCAAACUUCACUUCCGAAAAGCAGUGAUACAGCUCACAACCAAAACACAGCCGGUGGAAGCCACAGACGAUGCCUUCUGGGACCAGUUCUGGGCCGACACCGCCACCACAGUCCAGGACAUGUUUGCUCUUGUGCCUGCAGCCGAGAUACGAGCCGUGAGAGAGGAAUCCCCGUCAAACCUGGCAACCCUUUGCUAUAAGGCAGUGGAGAAGCUAGUCCAGGGUGCAGAGUGCGGCUGUCAAUCAGAGAAGGAGAGACGGACUGUCCUGAACUGCACCCGCCUGCUAACCCGCAUCCUGCCCUACAUCUUUGAGGAUGCAGACUGGAGGGGCUUCUUCUGGUCCACCGUGCCUGGAGCAGGGAGGGCAGGGCAGGAAGAAGGUGAUGAUGAGGGCCGACCUCUGGCUGAGUCUCUGCUGAUGGCCAUCGCUGACCUGCUCUUCUGUCCUGACUUCACUGUCCACAGUCACAAGAAGAGUGGCCCUGACCUGGCCGAGGACAUGCAUUCGAUAGACAGCUGUGAGUACAUCUGGGAGGCCGGGGUGGGUUUUGCUCAGUCCCCCCCCCUCAACUACAUCCACGACCUCAACAGGACGGAGCUCUUGAAGCUGCUGCUGACCUGCUUCUCAGAGGCCAUGUACCUGGCCCCCUCCUCCGACAGCAACAUCCUCAACCCCUGGGUGACGUUCUUCAGCUCCACAGACAACAGACACGCCCUGCCUCUCUUCACCUCCCUGCUCAACGUGGUGUGUGCCUACGACCCAGUGGGCUACGGCAUCCCCUACAACCACCUGCUGGUCUCCGACUACCGGGAGCAGCUGGUGGAGCACGCCGUCCAGAUCCUCAUCGUCACACUGGAGCACGAGGCCACCGUCGCCCUCCCAGAUGUGGACCCCUCGGACUCCCCCUCCACCAUGGAGGAGCAGGAGCCCGUAGGACCUGAUAACCUGUUUGUGAACUACCUGUCCAGAAUCCACAGAGAGGAGGACUUCAGCUUCAUCCUGAAGGGCCUGGCUCGGCUACUGACCAACCCCCUGGUCCAGACAUAUCUACCCAACUCCACCAAGAAGAUCCAGUUCCACCAGGAACUCCUGGUUCUCUUCUGGAAGCUCUGCGACUUCAACAAGAAGUUUUUGUUCUUUGUGCUGAAGAGCAGCGAUGUACUGGACAUCCUGGUCCCCAUCCUGUUCUACCUAAACGACGCCAGAGCGGAUCAGUCCUGCGUGGGCCUAAUGCACAUCGGUGUGUUCAUCCUGUUGCUGCUCAGCGGAGAGAGAAACUUUGGCGUGCGUCUGAACAAGCCGUACUCUGUCCGGGUGCCCAUGGACAUCCCUGUGUUCACUGGGACUCACGCUGACCUCCUCAUCGUGAUCUUCCACAAAAUCAUCACCAGUGGUCACCAACGGCUGCAGCCCCUGUUUGACUGCCUGCUCACCAUCAUCGUGAACGUGUCUCCUUACCUAAAGAGUCUGUCCAUGGUGGCAGCCAACAAGCUGCUCCACCUCCUGGAGGCGUUCUCCACCACCUGGUUCCUCUUCUCCACCUCCCAGAACCACCACCUGGUCUUCUUCCUCCUGGAGGUCUUCAACAACAUCAUCCAGUACCAGUUUGAUGGUAACUGUAACUUGGUGUAUGCCAUCAUCCGCAAGCGCAGCAUCUUCCACCAGCUCGCCAACCUGCCGUCCGACACGGCGUCCAUCCAGACGGCUCUGCAGAAGAAGAAGAAGACAGCAGCCUCCGGCAUGUCCCGCACCUCCUCCCAGGAGAUCAGCUCCAUGGAGGGCUCUCGCCCCGCCAUCCUGGCUGAGCCAGGCACCCUCAAAGCCAGCCUGGUGGCCACACCAGGUAUCGACAAGCUGACAGAGAAGACUCAGGUGUCUGAGGACGGCACCCUGGUUGCUCUGCAGCACAGCCGCUCUCCCCCGAACGCGGCUGCCGACCACAGCCGCUUUCCCACGAACGCGGCUGCCGACCACAGCGGGAUCGCGGCGCCCAGCGACACCGAGUCCAACUCGGAAAGAGAGAACGACGAGAUCUUCCAGUCAGGGUCAGCGACGCCCAGAAGUCGCAUGUCCAGUGUCUCGUCAUCGACCACAUACUGGAGCCCCUCCCCAGACUGGGUGCUCUCCUGGAAGACCAAGCUUCCUCUGCAGACCAUCAUGAGGCUGCUACAGGUCCUGGUUCCUCAGGUGGAGAAGAUCUGCAUAGACAAGGGUUUGACGGAUGAAUCGGAGAUCCUGAAGUUCCUCCAGCAUGGAACGCUGGUGGGCCUCCUCCCUGUUCCUCACCCCAUCCUCAUCAGGAAGUACCAGGCCAACGCUGGCACCGCCAUGUGGUUCCGCACGUACAUGUGGGGAGUCAUCUACUUACGAAACGUGGAUCCCCCAAUCUGGUAUGACACGGAUGUCCGACUCUUUGAGAUCCAGAGGGUUUAGCUGAGAUAAACAGGACCUGUGCAGCUUGUAUUAACUGACUCUACCAGCACCAUCCUCCCAGCUGAACUGAAGUCUGAAUGAGGGCAGGGUUAGGAUGCGCAGGAGGACUGAUGAUUACAAGUGCCACUUCUGUACAGAAAUGAAAAUACUUCUUCAUUUAUACUUUUCUUUCCCCCCCAUCGGAAACAGUGUAAACUGUCAAACAACUUUUACUACAUGCAGCUUAGUUUUCUUUCGACGGUUGUCAAGUUGGAAAAUGUGAAGUCACCCAUCAAUUCUGUCCUCUUCUUUCAACUCACUGUUGUAUCUUCCCACCUAUUUGCCAAACACAAACAGUAGCUGUGGUUUCUAAAUGCUUACAGUUGACUGUUUUUCAGAUUGAAUAGAAGAUUUACUGCACAUAGUUUCAUCGUUGUCUUUUGAUAUAUUUUUAUGAGUGACUAUCUCUCAUUUUCUUUCAUCUAUGAGAAGAUCAUUUUUUUUGUGUUUGUAAAAAGAGAAGUAAGAACCUGACAAGUUGACAAGUUUCUUGAACCUGUCACCUGGGUGACAGCGGAGGUGACCUGACAGGCCCUUCAGUGUUCUACUGUCUGAGAAAAGGA
This is a messenger RNA of Osmerus eperlanus (European smelt), 3197 nucleotides long. RefSeq names its product protein HID1-like. The coding region runs from base 145 to 2595 and encodes 816 amino acids. The record is from RefSeq and is a predicted model, not a curated record. The transcript has 19 exons. Gene Ontology annotation, cellular component: Golgi trans cisterna; Golgi medial cisterna; membrane. Lineage: Eukaryota; Metazoa; Chordata; Actinopteri; Osmeriformes; Osmeridae.